AUGUGUUGUUUUUUAUUCAUUAUUUGGGAUCAAAUUUAUUGGUGUGACAACGCAGUAGUUCUGUCCCUUCCACUUCUAUCUAUCUCUUUCUCUCUCUCGGUCUCUCUCUCUCUUUCUCUCUCUGUAUCUAUCUAUCUAUCUAUCUAUCUAUCUAUAUCUAUAUCUAUAUCUAUAUAUAUAUGGAGUGUGGAACAUUCUGUUACAACACUAUCUAUCUAUCUAUCUAUCUAUCUAUCUGUCUGUCUGUCUGUUGUGACUAAGAGGAGGACACCACAACACUAUCUAUCUAUCUAUCUAUCUCAUAUUUAUUUGUAUCUAUAUAUUCGUAUCUAUUCUAUUCAUAUCUAUAUAUCUUAUUCUUUUCUUAUCUAUCUAUCUAUCGAUCUAUCUAUCUAUCUAUAUAUCUGUUUUCAUUCUCUGGAAAUGGAUUCUGCUUCUUAUUCUCUUUCAUUUUUCGUUCAUUAUUUCACACUUUCUCUCUUUUCUCUUCUUGUCGCUUUCUUAUACAUUACUAUCGACUUCCCACAGCCUUAUGCCAAUAACGAUCAUACACAACUCACUCCCCCCUCUCUCUCUCUCUCUCUCUCUCUCUCUUUCUCUCUCUUUCUCUCAAGGGCUUUAAUGAAAAUUGUUGUGUUCGCAUGCGGCGCAAGACACAAGAUAGUAUUCCUUUCGGGGGUUGAUAGCAACUUUCCAAAAGCGCUUGCUAUCUAG
This is a messenger RNA of Acanthosepion pharaonis, 714 nucleotides long. Lineage: Eukaryota; Metazoa; Mollusca; Cephalopoda; Sepiida; Sepiidae. The record is from the annotation of a GenBank genome assembly.